AUGGCGGCCGAGAAGAGGAAAGCCAUGGGUGUGAGCGAGAUCACCACCGAAGCUGCCUUCCGAGAAGCUAUCGCGGGCCAUGCUGUGGUUUUGGUGUACUUCAGCUAUGGUCCAAGAACAGCGGAAGCGCCGUUCUCACUCGGUGAUGAAUUUGACCCGCAAUUCCAAGAAUUCGGUGAGUCAGAGGAAGUGAUUCCCCCGUUAUGCAGAGUAACCCACGCCGAUGCAACACGGGAAAUUUUCGCAAGCACGGGAAUUAGCAGCGCGGAUGGUGGCAGCUUAGCUCUCUACAAAGAGGGCACGCAGCUCGCGAAUGUCUCGCUGAAGGCUUUGCAUGAAAGUGAGGAGCUUGAAGAAGAAAUUGCUCGGUGGCUUUCUGGAUCCUUUCCGACGGAGCAUCAAACUCCGGAAGCCACCGAUGCCGUCCCUCCUCGACCGCAGCCUGCACCCACAGCAGCAAGCCCUGUUCUGGGACAGACAGACAGCCGGAGCUACUUGCGGCGCUGCGCCAAAAGGACAACCGCCAGGACAAACGGCCGGAGCUACAUGCGGGGCUGCCCCGAAAG
Molecule: messenger RNA, 566 nt
Organism: Symbiodinium necroappetens
Lineage: Eukaryota; Dinophyceae; Suessiales; Symbiodiniaceae
Source: the annotation of a GenBank genome assembly